Messenger RNA from Parathielavia appendiculata, 1481 nucleotides. RefSeq lists its product as uncharacterized. NCBI's taxonomy places the organism in Eukaryota, Fungi, Ascomycota, Sordariomycetes, Sordariales, Chaetomiaceae. Bases 245 to 1438 code for a protein of 397 amino acids. The transcript is spliced from 2 exons. The record is from RefSeq and is a predicted model, not a curated record.
GUGUAAAACAGGAUAGUCCGGGGACCAUGGGCGGGAUCCCUAUCGCAAGGCAUGCAACCGCCGCGCGUGGGAAUGGAAUCCGCACGGGAGAUCGCAGCCCGUUUGGGGGCAUUCCAUAAGGCCGUGCCGGGGAUGCAUUUUCCUUUGAAAGCCUGCGCACCCACCGGGACGUCGACUGACUUGCUCUCUGACCGCGACAAAUUCCUCAACCGUAGUCCAAACACUGUGGACGUCAGCCGUCGACAUGUCAGCCACAGCUUUCGUCAACCAGGCGCCGACCAAUCUGGGGCCGCUGACAACGACCUUCGCACCGCCAGCGGAGUGCACCCUCGCUGUGGGGGCAGGAGGCGGGCUUCUGGCGGGGGCACUCGGCGGCGGAAAGAAGGACGCUGCCUGGCUCGGGCAAACAUGCUCCGGGGGAAAGGCCGUCGAUGCCAUGUCUUGUUGGCCGGAAACUACGAAAGGCGCCGCGUCGAGGACGGCCCCACUCCACGGAUGGGGCUUCUACUCACCUGGGCUGCACUGCCCUGUUGGAUAUGCAACCGCUUGCUCCGCGACGGGAGGCGAGCAGUCGGGGUGGCCAGUGCAGUUCAAACUGCGCGAAGGGGAGACGGCAAUCGGCUGCUGCCCAAGUGGCUAUGGCUGCGCCAACAUCAACGGCCAGACCUGCACCAUGGUGGCAACGUCCACCACAAUUUCAAUCGUCACAUGCGACGGGAGCAAGCCCGGCGAUCUUCCUUCCCGGACACUCCCAGACCCCGAAGCAUCGAUUACGGCGUUCAGCCUCUCUGCGCCGAUGAUCCAGAUUAACUGGCAGAGCAGCGACCGGCCGAGGGCAACGUCAAGCGAGAAAACGUCCAGCGGGAGCCAAAGCGGGCGCUCAAGCGCGGCAAGAACAACAACAAGGAACCGCAUCACAGCCUCUGGCACGCUUAUCGUUGACACUGACGCAAAAACCAGUGCCGACACGCUUAUCCUCGACGGAAGCCCGCGGACGACGGGAGCGGGCAAAAUUGAUCUCGGCGACGCAACCCCAACCAUCACGCUCUCUCUGCAGGAAAGCGAAACCCCGUUCGACAGCGGGUCCUUUAGCUCUGGCGCAAGAGUCGCCAUCGGGGUCACGGGCGCGGUAGCCGUGAUCAUGAUGGUCAUCUGCGCGUUCUUCUAUUGCUGGCGGAGGCGCAAGAGCCAGCGGGAGGAGCAGGAGCUGGACAGGCUGUACGCUGUGAAGGGCACCAUGACCUGGGGCGCAAAUUUCACCGACAGCGGUAACAUUCCCGGGUGGUAUCGAGGGCAGAGGCUGGUGACGCCGACUAAGGAUCCGUCUGCUCCGCGUCAUCAGCCCGAUGGAAGUUGGGUGACGGAGAUUGAGACGCCGCCGGUUUUGCGGACGCCGCCGGUUCCGCAUUACAGGCCAUAUCGGUCACCACUCGGGUGAAGAUUAUCGUUAUUGGUGCUGUUCGGGUUGUGUACAAGUACGC